CUCAAUCGCUGCUCGUCUCUCCUCUGGUCACCUCCCCCAGCGCCCGGCCGGCCGUCGCGCAGGACCAGAGCAAGCAAAGAAGCGCCAAGGCAGCUCGCUCCGGCGCUUGGUUGGAUCCAUGGACGACAAGGCCAAGGAUGCCGCCGCGUUGCCAGCAGCGCCAGCCAUGGACGGCAAGAACCUGCUCCCCGUGUCCACCGGGGACACACGCCGCCGCCGAGGAAUGCAUGCUCCGUUCCCGGCCGUGCUGCUCGUCUGCCUGUGGUCGCUCGUCAGCGCAGGUCUCUGCACCACCAUGGCUGCCAUCUUCAACAGCGACGACCAGACUGACUGCCCCACCCCCAUCGUCAACAAGUCGUUGUGGUGGUCCGAGUGCUACGAGCUGACGGGCUCCAACGACGUGGCCGCGCGCGCGCUCCUCCACGGGCUCACGCGGGGCAGCGUCCCCCAGGCGGCCCUGGCGGUGCUGGCGCUGCUGCUCGCGGCCCGCCGCCGCGUCGCCCGCCGGGCCCUCGCCCUGGCCACGCUUGCGGUCACCGUCACCAACCACUGCAUGCUCGCCUGGUUCGCCGGCCUCCUCUUCGUCGGCACCUCGGGAGACGCCCUCGGCAUCCUCCUCGUCGCCGUCGUCGGAGCCUACGUCUUCCUGGCUGCGGUGUUGGCCCUGUUCUUCUUCGUCGCCCUCGUCCUGGGAGGGGACAUCGUGGACUAGGACUACUGGCUAGCUAUACCUUAGCUUGCUGUUGAUCGGUGGAGCUCAUAAUUGGUACCCUCAGCUCGAGCUCCAUAUAUCGGCCAGCUUAAUUAAUUAAGGCUUGCUUGCUCGAUCGUCAUGAGGUCAUGCAUGAUCCACUGCGUGACGAGUAACUAGUACGUGAUCGGUUGCUUAGUUACCUUAUGUGCCGCGAUGAAUUGAUGACGAGUACUGUGUAAUUACCUACUUCAUCGAGAAUUCGACUCUAGCUAAUUAAUCUGUCAGUCAGAUGUGUGUGGUUUAA
This is a messenger RNA of Panicum virgatum (switchgrass), 998 nucleotides long. RefSeq lists its product as uncharacterized. The record is from RefSeq and is a predicted model, not a curated record. The transcript is spliced from 3 exons. The coding region runs from base 119 to 712 and encodes 197 amino acids. Lineage: Eukaryota; Viridiplantae; Streptophyta; Magnoliopsida; Poales; Poaceae.